Molecule: messenger RNA, 1341 nt
Organism: Pistacia vera
Lineage: Eukaryota; Viridiplantae; Streptophyta; Magnoliopsida; Sapindales; Anacardiaceae
Product: trihelix transcription factor GTL1
Exons: 2
Coding region: 19-1134 (371 amino acids)
Source: RefSeq, a predicted model, not a curated record
AAAAAAUUUACCACAAAAAUGGAGGCGGUAACCGGCGAGCAGCCAAACGGCUUCCAGCAACAGAUAACGCCGUUUCCUGAGUCGUUAGAUCUAACGUCUGCGCUUGAAUCAGCCAAAUAUGAGCCGCCGCAAAAGCUGCGACCGAUCAGGCGGUCACCGGCGGAAGAUCCUUCCAGUUUUCUAGCCGAACAUCUCUGUGCCGGCGGCACUGGAGAGUCCACUGCUUUGUUUGAGACUGAAAAGGUUGGCUCCGGUUCGGUCGAGGAGAGUUUGGAUCCUAAGGCUGACUGGUGUAGUUGGGAGGACGACUCUAGCUCAUCUUCGGCUGAUGAUGGGGAUAAUUUGUUGGCUAACAGUAAAGAACCUGGAAUUCGAAAGAGGAAGAGAAAAACAAUGAUAAAGAUUGAGAGUAUUCUUGAAGGUUUGGCAAUGAGAAUAAUGGAGAAGCAAGAGCAAAUGCAUAAGCAGUUGAUAGAAUUGGUAGAGAAAAGAGAGAGGGAGAGAAUAAUAAGAGAAGAAGCUUGGAAGCAGCAAGAGAUGGAAAGGAUGAAAAGGGAAGAGGAGAUGAGAACGCAAGAGAUGUCUCGUAGCAUAGCACUCAUUUCCUUUAUCCAGAAUGUUCUAGGGCAUGAAAUUCAAAUUCCACAGCCGGGACCAGUCUCAUUUGUGGAAGAAAGUGAAACUAAAGAUGUUGGAAAUCACACUGAAAAUGACAUCAUGUGUGAUCCAAACAAUAGAAGAUGGCCGGAAGCCUGUGAUUCUAGCAGAAGAUGGCCAGAAGCUGAAGUACAAGCCCUCAUAACGCUUCGAACUGCUUCAGAACAUAAAUUUCGUUUGAUGGGCUCCAAAUGCUCCAUAUGGGACGAGAUAUCUGUUGGUAUGCGUAAUAUGGGCUAUGAUCGGAGUGCCAAGAAGUGUAAAGAAAAAUGGGAAAACAUGAAUAAGUACUUCCGAAAAUCAAUGGGGAAUGGGAAGAAGCAUCCUGAGAACAGUAAGACAUGCCCAUAUUUUCAUGACUUGGACAUCUUGUAUAGAAAUGGACUCGUUACUCCUGGAAAUACUGGACUCGUUACUCCUGGAGAUGCCGCAAACUUUAUUAACUAUGGUAAUGUUCCCAAGAUUGAAAAGGAGUAAAUAUGGAAGAAGUUAUUAUCGUUUAAACCUUUGUCAUGCACCCAGUGAUCUCAAAAUCCUGGCGACUAAUUUGUCUUUUGCGAACUUAACCCGUAUAAUGGUGGGUACCUGUCUCGUUACAUUGAUUUCAUUCUAGUGAACUUUUGUCUACAAACCUAUGAUUUUAUACCCUCUUUGAAUCCUAACAUGAAAGGUUUUUGCCAUUAU